This is a messenger RNA of Helianthus annuus (common sunflower), 1385 nucleotides long. RefSeq names its product probable 2-oxoglutarate-dependent dioxygenase ANS. The transcript is spliced from 3 exons. NCBI's taxonomy places the organism in Eukaryota, Viridiplantae, Streptophyta, Magnoliopsida, Asterales, Asteraceae. The record is from RefSeq and is a predicted model, not a curated record. Bases 165 to 1199 code for a protein of 344 amino acids.
CAAAGAUCAUCUUUUCUCUUCUUUUGUUUUCUUUUCUUUUCUUUCAUUCCACCUUGUUUUCCAUCGUAAACUCCCACCAUCAUCCCCUUCACAGAAUUCUUUCAUUCGACGACACCCUUCACUGAUUUUGCAUCCACAACCCUCUUCACUUUAUCAAUCUCCAAAUGGAAGCUCCCAGCACACCCACCCUCGUUCAAUCAAUCACCCAAAAAUCCACAAAACCAGUAGUCCCACCACAGUACAUCCAACCACCUGAAAACCGACCAAACAACCCACAUAACCAAACCCCAAUCAACCACAAAAUCCCAACAAUAAACCUCACCGCAGAUCAAAACCCCAACACCCUCCGUCAAGAGAUUACAAGAGCCUGCAAAGAUUGGGGCACCUUUCAUGUAAUCAACCACGGUGUUCCUCUUAACUUGCUUGAUGAAAUUAGGAAAGUGGGUUCCUUUUUCUUUGAAGAGUUGCCAAUGGGGGAGAGAAUUAAGUACGCUUGUGAUCCGAAUUCACCUGCUACUGAAGGGUAUGGAAGCCGGAUGUUAGUUGCUAGUGAUGAUGUGGUUUUGGAUUGGAGAGAUUACUUUGAUCAUCAUACUUUUCCUGUUUCUCGACGGAGUUCUUCUCGUUGGCCUCAUGUUCCUGAUAAUUACAGGGAAGUUGUUGAGGAGUAUAGUGAUCAGAUGAAGCUUCUGGCCCAGAAAGUUUUGGGCUUGAUCUCGGGAAGCUUAGGAUUGUCGUCGUCGUAUAUUGAAGAUGCGAUGGAGGAAUUGUACCAAAAUAUUACUAUCAGUUACUAUCCGGCAUGCCCGCAGCCUGAGCUUACGCUUGGCCUGCAGUCUCACUCUGACUUUGGGUUCAUCACCCUUCUUAUACAAGACAAUGUUGCAGGUCUUCAAGUGGUAAAGGAUGGUGAAUGGGUCACUGUCGAUCCUGUGUCUCAUGCUGUUUUAGUGAUUUUGGGUGACCAAACAGAGAUUAUAACAAACGGAAUUUAUAAAAGUUGUCAACAUCGGGCCAUAACAAAUGCUAAUAAACCAAGGCUUUCGGUUGCUACAUUCCAUGACCCUGCCAAGACAACAACAGUAACACCCGCUUUCGAGCCUCAUAAGUAUCAUCAAGUUUUGUAUGGUGAUUAUGUUUCAUCGUGGUACACAAAAGGUCCAAACGGCAAAAGGAAUAUCGACGCACUCCUUAUUUGAUUCCGUGUGGGAGCGAGCAAGAUGCGUAGCAAUGUGGUUAUACGAACUGUUUUUUUUUUUUUUUUUUUUUCAUUUUAGAAGUUGAAAGCCUUGCAUGGGAAAAAAAGAAUUUAAGUUGUAAAUGAUUGAUGGUUUAACUUGAUUUGUGAAGUUUAAUGCUGAAUAAAUGUUUGGGGAUCCAAGAUA